GUGGUGUGAUGUGCCAAGUCAGGAUUUAACGUUUGGCGAAUAAAAUGAAAAAAAGAAAAAUCUAACGGCAGUGACCAAAUUAUAAGAAUUUUAUUUUGAGUGAUCAAAAUGAAAGUGAUUUAAAAGUUGAGUGAUUAAGCAAGAAUUUACCCCAUGAAUAAUAGAGGUCGCAUAAGUUGAACCAAAUCCUUUUCUAACACCCUAGAUGUUCUUUUCAUCAAAUUUUAUACUUCUUUUCAUGCAAGUGGCCUAUUAUAAUACACCCCAAUCUUGCCUCAUCAAACCACCAAAUAUCGUACGGUCCACCCAAUUCGCAUCAACAUCCCCCCCUGCACGUUAGCCCUUUCCACUCUCCCCUGCUAACUUGCACCACUUCGGUUGAUCAAAACCUAGCUUUCUCUCUCUCUUCUUUGCCGCUUUGUCAAAACUAAUGUCAAGAUUUUCAAGCGGCUUCAGGCGGUUCACCAGGUUUUAAUUUUUUUCCCUUUUCCAAUUUCUUUGAUAGAUUUUUUCAAGCAAAAAGAUUCGAACUUUUUCCCUAAACUUUGGAGUUUUAUGUAGUUUCAAUUGAAGGAAAAGUAGGAAACAAGAGAAACCCAUGUUGGAAACGUGUUAGAACAAUGGAAUCUAGUGGCUUUGAGAGUUGGUUUUUUGUUAAUUUUCGUGCCUUUUACUCCAUGAGCAAUGUAUGUUAAAGGUUAAUGAUUUGAUUGGUUUACGUUGUUCCUUGUUGUUUAGAAUUUUUGUUGUAAAUGGGAAAUGUGGAAAUACCAAAAUGGCUUAAACGGUUGCCAUUGGCACCUGAAUUUCGGCCAACUGAUACCGAGUUUGCUGACCCUAUUGCAUAUAUAUCAAAGAUUGAGAAAGAAGCUGGUGCUUAUGGCAUAUGUAAGAUUAUCCCACCGUUGCCUAAACCAUCAAAAAGGUAUGUCUUUAACAACUUGAAUAGGUCACUGUCCAAGUCUCCGGAAUUAGGAAGUGAUGUGAAUAUUGGUUCUGUUUCGAAUUUUGGGGAUAGUGGUGGUGAUGUGCGGGAAAGAAGGGCGGUGUUUACGACUCGGCAUCAGGAGUUGGGACGGAGUGGGAAGAGAAUGAAAGGGGUGGUUAGUAGUCCACAAUGUGGUGCUCAGAAACAAGUGUGGCAAAGUGGAGAGAUUUAUACGUUGGAGCAGUUUGAGUCCAAGUCGAAGACUUUUGCAAAGAGUUUAUUGGGUCUGCUUAAGGAGGUAUCACCGUUGCAUAUUGAGGCGUUGUUUUGGAAGGUGGCUUCAGAGAAGUCUAUAUAUGUGGAAUAUGCUAAUGAUGUCCCUGGAUCAGGUUUCGGGGAACCAGAGGGUCAAUUUCGGUAUUUCCAUAGGAGGAGGAGAAAGAGGAUGUCGUACCGGAGGGAAAACUCUGAAUGCAGGAAAGAUGAGAUUGAUGCUGUAAAUAAUUCACAAAUGGUUGAGAUUAACAAUACUUCUGUUAAAAGUGAUCCAGAUACACGUGUAGAAACACCCAAGUCAUCUACUACAUUGUCAGCCAUUGCAUCAGAUGUAAAUUCUCACUCUAAAAGAAAGAGUGGAAAUGCUAGUAAUGAUAUGGAAGGUACUGCAGGUUGGAAGCUUUCAAAUAGUCCUUGGAACCUUCAAGUGAUUGCUCGCUCAGCUGGCUCACUUACACGAUUUAUGCCUGAUGAUAUUCCUGGUGUUACUUCUCCCAUGGUUUAUAUUGGCAUGUUGUUUAGCUGGUUUGCAUGGCAUGUUGAAGACCAUGAGCUUCAUAGCAUGAAUUUUCUUCAUACUGGUUCUUCAAAGACUUGGUAUGCUGUUCCUGGAGAUCAUGCAUUUGCUUUUGAGGAGGUUAUCCGCGCCGAGGCUUAUGGUGGAAACAUCGACCGCUUAGCUGCUCUGUCAUUAUUGGGUGAGAAGACAACUCUUCUAUCACCUGAGUUGAUUGUCGCAUCUGGCAUUCCUUGUUGCAGGUUAAUACAGAAUCCUGGUGAAUUUGUUGUGACUUUUCCGAGAGCCUACCAUGUAGGAUUCAGCCAUGGUUUUAACUGCGGGGAAGCUGCAAACUUUGGAACUCCACAGUGGCUUCAAGUUGCUAAAGAUGCUGCUGUUCGUAGAGCAGCUAUGAACUAUCUUCCAAUGCUUUCUCAUCAGCAGCUGUUAUACCUUUUGACGAUGUCGUUCAUGUCAAGGGUACCAAGAUCCUUGCUACCUGGUGCUCGCAGUUCUCGUUUGAGAGACCGCUUGAAGGAAGAACGAGAGGUGUUAGUAAAGAAGGCUUUUGUAGAAGACUUGUUGACCGAAAAUAAAUUGUUAUCUCUUCUUCUUAAGAGAGGAUCGACUUAUCGUGCAAUAAUGUGGGACCCUUUGUUACUUCCUUAUACGAGCAGAGAUUCUGAAUUGCCCAGCAGAACUGCUACAGAUUCUACAAUAAUGCAAGAAAAUGUUUCUGAUAUUCAUGGUGAAGAUAAAUCUGAUCAAAAGAAUCUCUUAGAUGAGAUGUGCUUCUACAUGGAAAAUCUGAACUAUUUAUAUUCGAAUGAUGAUGAUUUGACUUGCGAUUUUCAAGUUGAUUCGGGGACAUUGGUUUGUGUUGCUUGUGGAAUUCUGGGUUAUCCAUUUAUGUCUGUGGUACAACCAUCUGAGGGAGCAGCAAUGGAAUUUCUACCUGUGGAUCAUCUUUCUAGUCAAGGUCCAACAGUCUUGGUACCUAAGAAUGCCCAUUCUUGCCCUAUUGAGGGCUCAGUUUCAGACAAUCUCAAUCAUGUUCUGGAUCUAUCUCUUCCUUCCAAGCAGGCGGCAUUACCAUCAAUAACCAAGUUUUCCGAUGGAUGGGACACCUCUAAUAAAUAUCUGAGACCUCGGGUUUUCUGCCUGGAGCAUGCUGUUCAAGUUGAGGAGCUUUUGCAGUCCAAAGGUGGAGCAAAAAUGCUGGUAAUUUGCCAUUCAGAUUAUCAGAAGAUAAAGGCAAAUGCAAUACCUGUUGCGGACGAUAUUGGUAUCCCUUUUAAUUACAAUGAUGUUCCACUAGAUGCUGCAUCUGAAGAGGAUCUAAAUUUGAUCAAUUUUGCAAUUGAUGAUGAACAUGAUGAAAUUCAGGAAGACUGGACCUCCAAACUUGGUGUUAACUUGCGAUACUGUGUCAAAGUCCGAAAGAACUCUUCGUUUAAGCAAGUUCAGCAUGCACUACCAUUGAGUGGUCUUUUCACCGAUAAAUAUAGCAGUUUGGAGUUAUUUAACAUCAAAUGGCAGUCGAGAAAAUCUCGUUCAAAAGGCAAGUUAAACCACCCAUCACCUUCUAAACCAUGUGAAAGCGUUGAAAUGAAAGUAGAUGAAAUAAUGAUGGAAAAACUUGAUAGCGACAUUUCUAAAUAUGGGCAGAAAAUUAUUCAGUAUUCGAGAAGGAAAAAAAGAAAAUCAGAUUAUUCAACUGGAGGUGGUGGGGGUGUUGAACUGUUGAAGAAUGACUUGCCAAGAGAAGAUUCGGCUGCUUCAAUUCAAUUUCUUGAUAAACAUGGAGGAAAUAAAUCCAAGAUAAAUGCCAGAAGUGAGUCAAUUCAGGCACAGCUUGAGGUCCCAACUACCUCAGUUGUACAAAGGGACCAGAACAGAAUUGUGGAGGAAACGGGUCCAGAUGAUGAAGCUCAGAGUUUGAUAGCCUGUGCUAGUUCUAUAAAGAAAUGUGAGAACAAGCUUAUGGAAAGGAACAGUGAGAAUGGUGAGAUUUCUCCUGCUGAAAAAUGUUCUAAAUUCUGUCUUGUUGCGGAUGGUGAAGUGUAUUUGGAAAAUACUGCCACUGCUACCAAGGUUUGCAACCCAGUUUCUGAACAACAGAGUGAUGAACCAACUUCCAGGUAUGGUUUGAUAAAUGGUAACUCAGCAAGUUCACACUCUGCUCAGCGAUGUGCUGGAAGAUACAAUCAAGGAUUGGAGGACAUAACUGUUCCAAAAUUUUCUAUAAACGGAGGGGCUUUUUCAGGUAUGACGUCUGAGAACGAAGUGCAGCAAGGAACUGAAGCUACCAGCAGAAAUAACUCCGAGGUGAUUAUAAGAUCUGAAGUUCCAAAGGUGCCCUUUGCUGCGGCAGAUUCAUGUGACGGUACAGUUUCCCAGAAUAAAGCACAGAAGCAGGAAAUCCAGAUUAAUGCAAGGAAGGAAGUACUUCUAUCUGGUUCUUUCACGUCAGCAGGCAUUGAUCAUCAGUCUACUGAUCUCUCUGUGGAAGAAUACUCCACAAUUUCCAAGAAUCCUGGUGCCGAAGAAGACUGUCAUACUGAUGUGGCCUUAGAUGUUGAAGUGUUGCAAGAGAUCCAAGCUACAAAAGGAACUGGUGGGGAUGAAGUUAUAACUUGUUCCGAUUUGCCAAUCCUAGAAAAGCAGCCUACUCCUGUUAUGAUGGAAGCUUGCUCCGAGAUUCAGCAGGAUAGCAGUUCUUCAAAGAAACUGUGUGUUGGUGCAACUGCAGAUGCUGACAGCCAUGAAAAUGACCCUAAUAGAUAUGAAAAGAAUGAAGAAUCUGCUUCUUGCUGUCAUACACCUAUAAAUCAGACAACUAUCCCAAUCCAAAAGUACUCAAGAGCUCAUAGAGAAACUUGUGCUACUGUGAAUGUAAAUGAUGGCACGGAUGUUUGUUCUUCUGUAGAGAAUGGAGAUCUCGAGUCUGCUAUGGUAAAUUGUAAAUCAAAUGCCAUGGGACGAAAGAGGAAGAGAGAAUUGGAGGAAACAUGUCAAAAGGUUGGCAGUGAUGGCUUUAUUAGAAGUCCAUGUGAAGGGUUGAGGCCAAGGGCUUGGAAAGAUGCAACCAGCAGUUUUGAUGCAGACAAAGCAUCCUCAGAGGGGCUGCAGACAAAAGAGACGAGGAAACCUUCAACUCAUGCCCAUAGGAAGAUAAUAAUCGAAACAGGGUCUCAUGGAUGUGACCUGGAAGGCUGCCAUAUGAGUUUCAAGACAAAGGAAGAGUUGAGGUUGCACAAACGCAAUCGGUGUCCGUACGAAGGCUGUGGAAAGAAGUUCCGUUCCCACAAAUAUGCAGUCCUUCAUCAACGAGUCCACGAUGAUGAUAGGCCCCUCAAGUGCCCAUGGAAAGGUUGUUCCAUGUCAUUCAAGUGGGCAUGGGCUAGGACCGAGCAUAUACGGGUGCACACUGGAGUACGCCCGUAUAAGUGCAAGGUUGAAGGCUGUGGCCUUUCUUUCAGGUUUGUGUCUGAUUUUAGUCGGCAUAGACGAAAAACCGGGCAUUACAUUGACUCUUGAGCCUGGAAGUUUGUCAUUAUAGUUGGGUUUCAUCUGUCACGCACAAGGUUAUCGGUUCCGGGGCCGUAACAGUUCUACCGGAAUCAUGUACAAACUCAAAAAUUCUGAUUAGGCAUAGUUUAGGCAGUAAACUGAUCCCUUUUGUAGAUUGGCAUUCUCCAAUCAUUUGAAUGCUUUUAAAAGAGUGGAAAAUCUUCUUAGCUUCUGUUUUCUGUGGAUUGUGCUACUAUGGCAAUCCCUUUGUGUAGAAAUUACUCUUUAUGUUGUUUCAAUUCUUUAAAUUUCUUGAAGCA
Molecule: messenger RNA, 5536 nt
Organism: Gossypium raimondii (Peruvian cotton)
Lineage: Eukaryota; Viridiplantae; Streptophyta; Magnoliopsida; Malvales; Malvaceae
Product: lysine-specific demethylase ELF6
Exons: 7
Coding region: 753-5243 (1496 amino acids)
Biological process (GO): chromatin remodeling
Cellular component (GO): nucleus
Molecular function (GO): histone H3K4me/H3K4me2/H3K4me3 demethylase activity
Source: RefSeq, a predicted model, not a curated record